CUAUUGUGCUAUUUAUAACUUACAGUAACUCAAGGAAAAUACCAAGUUGAGAGAAAAUCAAAACGAUUUUAUUUUGGCAUCUCGAAAGUCAAAAUGAUCGUUUUUGGUUGUAUAAUUUGAUUGUUUUUUUGACAAUAAGAAUCAAAAUAAAAUCAUUCUGAUUUUUUGAUUUUAUGUCUCUACUUGGAUAGGAGUAACAUUACAUCAACAUUAUAAUUUUCCACAUCAUACAAGAGUAAUAUAAAGCAAUAUAAAGAAUCGCAAAGUUUCAAAAUUCAUAUCUGUUUCGUUUUCUAACUCUUUCGAGUCAUUUUCAGUUUCUCAGACUUUAUUGUGUGAGGAAUCAAGAAGCAGAAGGAAAGGCGUGCAAGAGUCAUACAAAAGUACGAGCGCAUGCAUAUAUAAAGCGUGUGAUAAAUUACUCAACAAGACGUAACGAAAUGACGUCAUGACGCAACAUAAGGCAAUGACGUAAAGCAUAACGUAAUAAAGCGAUCUGACGCAAUGUGACGUAAUAGUUGGCCGAGGAUCCGUUACGUAUACGCAAAAAAAAAAAAAAACAAACAAAAACGAAAAUGCGACAACACAAGCGCUGAUGGCGCGUAUAUCGAUAAUAUCGAUAUCAAUGCGAUCAACUUCAUCAAAAUCUACGAGAAAUAUAAGUCAGCUGCCGAGUGGGAUUAAGGAAUGGAGAUCAUGAUUCACGCGGCGAGUACUAUCCCUUUGAAUGAAGGGAAAUCGUACAUCGCGCGCUUCGUCUACGUUCGCGCUCGCGCGGACGAAUUCAAUGGACGCAAAGCGCGCGCACGCGUUUCCGUGAAAAAAAAAUCUGUUUUUGGGGGGAGAGAAAAGAAAAGGGAGACGGGUGCCGACACUGCAAACAGCUAACUGCCGCCGAUGGUGCGCGGGAUGAGAUGAGUAGGGUUGUGGUUACGAAUCACUAAUAUCACUAUGCGGAUUACCGCUGUUUAAUCGAAGCCGCGAAUUAUGACGCUGACUUUGAAUCAUACACAGUCGUGACGAGUCUCUAUUUCAAAAUCCUACAUUGAUUGCUCAUACCUGUUGACAUGGUGAAAUUGGCAUAUUCACCACUCUCCAAGCUCGUGUCCACAGACAUAAUGUCCAAUGUAUGCCCAAACAAUAUGAUAAAACCUACUUUAUCUGAAGUGUUACAAUCAGACUCUGUGAAACGGUUAUUUAAUCAACCGGAUCUUAUCAUUAAGACGAUCCCUUCAUCACUCGAGUCUGGCAAUGAAUUUUGGCAUAAAAGGAAUGGUAUGAAUUCAAUAUCAAACCAUACAACAGCAUCUGAAAUAUCAAUAUUCCCUGUUGGGACAGCAGACGAAGAAAAGGAAGAUGCCAAUCUUCUACCUUCAAAAAUAAAGCAUAAAAAGUCGGAAAUUGCUUUGUUACCUAUUAAGAAGAAAUCAUGUGGUCAUUAUCAAUCAUGCGAAAAUAUUAUUUGUGACGUGACAGUACAGCAGUACGUGGAUAAAGAUUGUGUGUCACCUAUGUUAGCAUUAAGCAUAGAAGAAAAUGAGAUAAAUGCGCCGGUUGAAAAACACUGUAGGAAUAAAUAUUGUGAUGCAUUAAGCAUUGAUCAUAAUCGUUGUCGUCGGGCAUUAAUAAAGUUAUAUAAAUGUGACAGUUCACACAUGUGCGAUAUUUGUGGAAGAACAUUUAAGAAAUGGAUAUCUCGGAUACAUCACAGAAAUUGUAAGAGAAAGAAAGUGUACAUUCAUAAUGAUGUAGACAGAUUGCAUUUACUGAAGGAGCGGAUGCGCAUUCGAGAGUUGCAGAUUUUAGAAAUUGCGAAGAUGAAGAAACGCGAUUAUUCGGAUCCUAACAAAGUGAUGGAGAUACUGUGGAAAAAUGAAGAGCUGAUAAUUAUUCCGCAAAAAGCAUCUAGUCAACCAAGUGUCAGCAUGACUUUGGUAUCUAACACUCAAUUGACCAGCACUAAUGCUCAACCUAUUAUAAAUAAUUCGCAAAUAACUAAAUCUGCGAAUACCUUUGGAAGCGCGUCUGUCACGGUUUCAUCACAGAACACCGUAAUUUUUCCCAACAACACGUUACGUUCAGAAAGCAAUGUAAAAUCAAUAAGUCAAGUAAGAUUUCCAAAUUUACAACAAAAUUCCUACUCGGAAUCUACUUCCGUUACAACUAAAGCUCAAACUCAAGUUCCAGUUUCAACUUCAACUCCAGUUCUAACUCUAGCUUUAGUUCCAACUUCAACAUCGUCUACAGUUCCAACUUCAACUUCAGUUCCAACUCUAGCCAUAACUCUAGCUCCAAAUUCAGGUUCAGCUUCAGCUUCAACUUUAGUUCCGUUAACUCUAACUAUAGCUCCAAGUUUAGCUCCAUCGCCGAUUUCAGUUCCAGCUAUAAGUCAAAUUUCGGCUCCCAAUGUUAUUACCACUUCUACAUCUACUUCGAUUGUACCUCCGAACAAAUCAUGUAUUCAACUCGCAGUUUCACCUCAAACUACUACUGUUCAGUCGAUAAACAACUUAAGUGUAUCACCAUCACAUAUAAUAAACACCACGGCAAUUCAGCCUAAAACGUUCCUCACGCCGAUACGCGUGGUACCUAUAGCCAAUUUGAUAAGUCCACCGUCGUUGUUACAUCGCACCCAAGGCAUUCCUAAGUUUUGCAUUGUUGCAGAAAAAACCGCUCCGGUGACCACUUCGAAUUCACCGUCUGUUCAACCUACUGUUGCAGCUGUUGUCAGUACCGCCACUGUAAAUACUCCAAAGUCUCUGACGCACGUUCCAAUACCAAAAAUACAUAAAUCAAAAUUAAAGAAAAAAAAGAAGAGUUUUUUCUGUGACUAUUGCUCGAAAUAUAUCACUACUGAUUGGUAUUUCAAGGUGCAUAUCGCAAAGCACAAAGGUCAGAAACUUUUCUUCUGUAAUUUUUGUGAUGAAUCUUUCAGUAACAAUUAUGAUAUGAAAAAACACAUAACUAAUCAACACACCGAUCAGAAAGAACUUGCAUGUGACAAGUGCAAUUAUACUUGCACAUCACUUGCUGCCUUCAAAAGCCACAUCCAAACACAUGCGAUAAGUAGUAUACUUAAUAAAGUAGAUUCGAAAAAGCAAAAAAAAUCGGAACUUUUGAAAAAAUUGGAAAAUAAAGUAAACCAUAAGUUAAUUCACAAUUCAUACGAAAGGAAAAUAAAAAGAAUAAAAUGUGAUACAUCUAAUAGUCAGAAACAGCAGCAUAAUAAAGAGAAGCAUAAUAAUAAAAAUUUAUCGGCGAUUAACAGAGACAGCAAUGCAAAGACAAAAGGGUUUAAUCCGUUUGUUUCCGUGAAAAAAAUUGAACCUGAAAAUUUCAAGCAAGAAUCUUCUAUUACAUCGAGAUGAAGCAUAUAAUCUAUUUAAUUUUGAGAUAUAAAUAUAUUUCGCCAAAUAUAAUUUAUUACAAAGAGUUUGUGUGGAAGGAAAAUGUAGGAAGAGCAAUCAAGGAAUUAUCUUAUUGUGCAAUCAAAAAUGUUAAAUAUAAAGUAUUAAGACGUAUCUUGUAUAGCACAUGAGUGAAGCUUACUUGAACAAAAUAAUUUAAAGUUCUUUUGUGGAAAUAUCGAUUGGUGCUUUUGAAUUCGUUGUGUAGCCUAAUGAUAUAAAAUGUAUAUAAAGCUCAUUAAUGCAAAUUUUUCUAGAUUUACACUUUCAACUACUGUGUAAAUAAAAACCGCGACGAAUUUGAAUUCCCCAUAUUCUUUUCGCGAAUGUAAU
This is a messenger RNA of Acromyrmex echinatior (Panamanian leafcutter ant), 3740 nucleotides long. RefSeq lists its product as uncharacterized. Gene Ontology annotation, biological process: regulation of gene expression. Gene Ontology annotation, cellular component: nucleus. NCBI's taxonomy places the organism in Eukaryota, Metazoa, Arthropoda, Insecta, Hymenoptera, Formicidae. The record is from RefSeq and is a predicted model, not a curated record.